AUGACAGAUACAUCGAGAGUCACCUAUGGUGGCAAUGGGCCCUUGGUCCUAGGGGUGACCUGGGCAGAGAUGGGUCUGGCGCUCAUCCUUAUCAUUCUUCGAGCGAAAACCGCUUCCGCCGUCGCCCUGGCGGUUCAAAGCAGCAUCACCGUGAGCGUUCGAUAUGGACUUGGGAAUCAUCAAGACUUGCUUUUGAAAAAUGACCUUGUGAAGACAAAUCUCUGGAGCUGGAUUGCACAGGUUCUUGCCAUUCUCGAUCUAGUGAUUGCCCGGAUAGCCGUCAUUGCCUUCUUACUCUCCAUUCAAGGAAGAACAAUGUACAAGAGUAGAUAUCUCUUGUAUUUUGUAGGCGCAAUCCAGGCACUCAUCAAUAUUAUCGAGAUUGGACUGAUAUUUAAGCAAUGCACACCGGUGGAAAAGCUGUGGGAUUCUGAUAUUCCCGGGACAUGCGACCAAGUGGUGAUAUGUUCCCAGGUCGGGUUUGCGCAAGGCAGUAUGUGA
Messenger RNA from Penicillium waksmanii, 501 nucleotides. RefSeq lists its product as uncharacterized. The transcript has 2 exons. Lineage: Eukaryota; Fungi; Ascomycota; Eurotiomycetes; Eurotiales; Aspergillaceae. Bases 1 to 501 code for a protein of 166 amino acids. The record is from RefSeq and is a predicted model, not a curated record.